CAAGCCCUCCCCGCCACCGGGACCCCCUCUCCCUCUCUCUCUCUUCACAGUCCCUCUCUUAGAGAAAGUCGAUGCACGUGCGUGCGUGCGUGUGUGAGAGUGUGGGGAUAAAUUCACGGCACAACCGGCGUCGCACCACGCGCACCACUCUCUAGCAUCGCACCGCGGAUGCUCUGUCGUUGAGAUCAUCGUCAACAUUUACUAUCGUUAACAGCCUCGUCGUUAUUGUUAUCACUCCCAACGAUUGGCAGCAGUAUCACGAUCAUUUGUGCCAUCAUCGCUGUCAUCAUCAGCACUGUCAUUAUCAUCACGACCACCAUCAUCAUCCCUCUCGCGUUUGAAUGCAGCCAUGUUCCGCGCCGCGCUGUACCAAAGCCCCUUGCUUCAGACCGACCUCCAGCUGCAGUCCGUGGCCGCAGCUGCAGCAGCUGCUGCUGGCUAUGCGGGAGACAGCAACAGCAGCGGCGCUUCCGAGGAAGACAUCGGUGACUGCAACAACCCUGGCCAAGACGACUUGAGCUGCACGGAGUCGGCGAGGCGCGCGCAUCAGUGGAGCAGCACGAGCCUGCAUCUGCAACACAAUCAUAACCAUCAUCAUCAGCAGCAGCAGCAGCAGCAUCAUCAUCAGCAACAGCAGCAGCAACAGCAGCAGGAGGUGAUGGUGCCGUGCGGACCGCAGAGGCGAGCGGCCAAUGCCCGCGAGAGGGACCGAACGCAAUCCGUAAAUUCCGCUUUCACGGCUCUGCGGACUCUCAUCCCCACCGAGCCGGCCGACAGGAAACUCUCAAAGCUGGAGACGCUGCUGCUGGCAUCAAGCUACAUCGCGCACCUGGGCAACACCUUGCUGGCCGGGCAGCCUUGCGGGCAGCAGCAGCAGCACGGCGGAGGAGGAGGAGGGGGAGGCGUGCAGGUCACCCGAGCGAUGCAGGGAUCGACAGCAUCGGCGGCAGCGACGGCGGCGAGUAUCUGCGCAGGGGAGCCGCGGAUUAUCUGCACCUUCUGUCUGAGUGACCAGCGCCGAGUGGGCAGGGAUGCUCCUAGAAAAGGCUGCAGCCAGCGAUGACCUGGACGGACGCUACCUUUCUCGGAAACCCACAGCAGUUUGCGGACGCUCGCGAAUAGAGAGGAAGGUAUAAAAUGUUGACGCAACGGACUCCCGUGACACAUGGUACCUCACCGCGGGUGAUCGCGAACGCGCGUGCAUCUUUGUCACCACCAAAGCGGCGUAGCUGCCGAGUGCGCAGGCGGUGCAAUUGCACCGGCGCCCCGUGGGCUUGACGGGGCCCAAAUUCGGAGAUACGAAGAAGGAAAAAUGCGGACGCGUACGUGGAGGGCCCCAUUUCACUGCUUGCGCCAGGGCCCGUGCCAACCACGCUACACGCGCUACUGGGUGACCCCUAACGGUGCAUGGGGUCAAGUGAUCCUCCUGCCGUGGACAUUUGAACCUCCGUCUGUUGGAGCCGGCACUAAGAGCCCUUCUACAGUGAACGACACUUCCUGGAGGACCUCUGACGUGCGUGAGAAACCUGCCCUGCGUACCAUCGCAGACUGACGAAGUACAACAACAACAAAAACCCUGCAACGCAUUUUGGCCAAGCGCUGGAACAAAGUGUGCCCGUGCACGGACGCGGAUUUUUUCCUUAGUCUUCUGAUUUAUUUGCUGUUCCAUUGUCGCCAGCAACAACUUUCCCCCGGCUUCAGCCGGUGGCGGUUAUCCCGAUGAUCAGCUGGCUGAUUUAUAGGUCGCGAGGUUUUUAAGUGCUUCAUGUUACCUGACGUGGAGCGAUGAUUGACGUCGCCGUUCAAUCGUGUUGUUUUGAAUGCGUUGGUUCUGGUAUUGCAAUGUUGUCGUGCCUGACUUGCCUCUGCAAUAAAAUGUACAAGUCCUGUUUUUUAGUACAAGAAGCGCUGCCACCAGCCAGGGAACACUUGCCCGAGUGUGCGAGUGGGCCUUAAAACGCCAGGUGCUCGGACCGUUUCACAGUAAACAUUAAGAAACAAACUUGUCUGGGAUUUUUGGCCCAACACUUUAUGUUUGAGGUUUUAUUAGGUUUGAGUGAAGUGGUUUACGAACAGAUGGGUCACAUAUGCCCCUGAAGAGGCGGGACCUGUCAUCAUGGGGUGCCAGCUAAUAUAUUGCGCACCGUCGAUUCCCACAUCAUCAUAAAAGUAAAAACUACCUUUUGGCGAUAAUGUAAUCGUACACUCGGUUUAACUCCUCCUCCCUCAUUCCGAUGUCACAGAGUAGAUCGAAGUUCACAGGUGUGCGGUUUGUCAUCGCCUGCUUUGUUAAAGCAAUACUAACAAUACACGUGUCUUUUCGUACAGCUGAGUCGAGAAGCUUACUGCCGAGAUAACUUGCAAACAGCUUAAUUGGACUAACGUUUACCAAUAAUAAAAAAACUAACGGAAUUGAUGGAAAGGUGGCUGAAAGUAUGGAAAAGGAGAAGGAAUUAAUAAAAAAAAAGAUUUGGGGCGAGGGGGGGAUAACAACUAGCCUCUCUUUCUGUGGAAAUUUAAAUACCCUUGGACCAAAGUUUAAGCUGAAAACGUUUAGUCUCCCUUGGUGAUUGGGAAAAGAAAAAAAAGAGUUAUGGCCCUGCUACCAAAUCAUCACAGCCCAUUACAGCCCGGAGCAGUGCUCUUUGUCGAAAGAAUUCAAGCUGAAAACAACACGAAUCUCAAACUGCUGCUGGGAAUCCAAACUGCGCAGUGAUAAAUUGUGAGGGUUCUGGGAACAGAGGGAUCCGGAAAGGCUCUGCCAGUGUGGCCAAGUAUCGGACUCAGUGGCACACUGUAACAUAAGUUUUCCAUCUUGGGCCAAAUUUUGAGAGAUAAAAAAAAUGAAGAGAUGUCCUCAAGUGUGCUGUUAAUAUCUUUCCUGGCUUUACAGAACAUUAUUAUUUUUAUUUGGUUAAAAAGGGUCCCUUUGGCAAUAUAGUUGAGGCAAAUAUCUUUAGCGAGCAGUCUCGCAAUGGGAUUUGAACUCGUUGCUUUAUGUUCACGAGAAAAACGGUUUGCUUACACAGGAAUUCCAAAACCUUCACCACCCGAACAUUGGUCUACCUUUCCACGUUCACCGAUCUUUUCCAGCGAAAUUGCCGAAGGUCGUCGCAAUCCCAACAUCUGACAGGUGGUAAACGUGGGGGAAAGAAUGUGAAGCUCGUUGAGUUGGAGAAGCACCGUGAAAAUUCAUCCUGGCGUAGAAAACUAAAGUAAAUUGUGCACAGGUUGCACAACUCGAUUAUAUAAAGUGAUUAAGCAUUCAUUAAAAUAUAUUGUGAACUCAGCCAGGCCCCCAUAGUUCUUCUUAUGGGAUAACACAAUUACAUUAUUUACAACAACAACAACAAAAAUCCGCUUGCAACUACUUAAAACGUAACAAAAAUGGAUUAUGAUCAAUUCAGUUUGUCAAAUUCUUAGGUUUAUUCGGUAAAGACACGUAGGUAAAUUUUUUAUUAAUAAAAGUAAAAUAAAAAUAAAAUAAAAAUCAUGACGUGAUUUCUAUUUUAUUAAUUUUAACUUUUUUACUUUUAUUAAUUUUAAUUUUAUUUUUUUUACCUACGUGACUUUACCGAAAAAAACCUAAGAAUAUGAAUCAUUGCAGUCACGAAAGCUUCAAAUCUAGAAUAAAUUUGUCAAAGUUGAUUGACAGAAAUGCAUGCAAUCAUUUCAGUGCAACACUUUAGUUUGCCUCGAAUAGUUGACUUUGGAAUGUCCGCGCAUUUAUUUGCGUGCGAUGCCCUAAACCUACCCAGCGCGUCACUUCAUUUCAACACGACCUCGACCGCCAACGCGGGGCUCGACGCUUUAAAAUGACCCGCUUCGUCUUGCUUUUAGCGCCCGUCCCACCAAAGUCAAAUGCCCUUUCCAGCGCUCACAGCUCGCUCGCUGCGAGAUUUUCGCACAGCGCAGGGGGCCUUCGUCGAGCACGGUCGGUCUCCGCAUCGUGGCUCACCGCCACGUGGCCAGCUUGAACAACCCUUGACCUGCCGACUUUGGGUGCCGAAGUCGAUGCGGGAGUCGUUCCACGUGGUCCGCCCCGCGACUGCUGCCCCCCCC
Messenger RNA from Lethenteron reissneri (Far Eastern brook lamprey), 4062 nucleotides. RefSeq names its product basic helix-loop-helix transcription factor scleraxis-like. Gene Ontology annotation, molecular function: RNA polymerase II transcription regulatory region sequence-specific DNA binding; DNA-binding transcription factor activity, RNA polymerase II-specific; protein dimerization activity. The record is from RefSeq and is a predicted model, not a curated record. NCBI's taxonomy places the organism in Eukaryota, Metazoa, Chordata, Hyperoartia, Petromyzontiformes, Petromyzontidae. Gene Ontology annotation, biological process: regulation of transcription by RNA polymerase II; developmental process.